CCCGCAGGCGCACGCUGCGCCGUCGGCGGCAGGCAAGCUGGGGUCGCGCGCCCACCGCCGUCGUGCCGCCCCACCACCGAGCAGAGCCGUCGUCCUCCCUCGAUUCCGGCCUCCACGCGCCGCCCUCUCUCGAUUCCUCCUGCAAGAAGCUGCGUUGGCCCCUCCUCCACCUUCGCCGCCGCUCACCCGAGCGAUUCCGUCCGUUUCGCGGCCGGAACCGGCUCCUUUACCGCCGGCCGCCAUUCCUGCUCUCCUCUGCUUCCUCCGCGCGCGCUGCCGCCUUGCCCCGCCGCCGGCCAGCCCUAUCUCCAGCGGGAGCCGCGUGCCGCGCCGCCUUGCCCCGCCGCCGGCCGGCCCUGUCGCCGGCGGGAGCCGUGCGCUCGGCACGCGGAGCAGGGGAGGGUGACAAGGAGAGAGAGAAGGGAGGGGAGAGGUGGCAGAGAUAAGUGUGGACCCAACUCGUCAGUGGCUAUAGAAGGCGUGAGUAGAGUGGAUUUGAGUAGGAAAUGUAAAUGACUAGAAUAUAGAUUAUGAAAUAUAGAGUAUAACGAGUACGAAAAAUAUUGAAAUAGAGGAUAAAAUUUUAAUGAUCAGAAUAAAAAUAUUUUUUUAGAGAAUAAAUUUAGAAUAGACAAGUACGAAUAGCUUUAACAUAGCUAAAAAAAGACCCUUUUUGGUCGUUUUUCUAGAGCCUGCCUUGGGCCAGCUCCCUCCCCACUCCCGUCACCGCUCUACCCACCGAGCUCGCACCAGAGCACUCGUCCGCCGUCCUUCGCGCGCUGCUCUUCUCCUCGCGCGCCGCUCCCCGGUCCUCGUGCUCCUCCCCAUAGCACGCAGAGCGCCAUGGCAUCCGGUGGCGAGCAACACAAGGAGGCGGAGUACCGGUUCGAUUCGGCAGCAGGCUCGAUUCCUGGCGGUGGAAGGACAGGGUCGCGAGCUCGAUUCAGCGGCGCGCUCGGCAGCGAGCUCGAUUCCGGGCGUCGAGACCGCGCGCGGAGCUGGUGGGCGUCUUACUUCAUCGGCGGCGCCAGCUCGGGGAAGCCGGUUAGGCUUGAGCCGUGGAUUCGUGUCCGCGCUCGCCGUCGUGGAUUCGCACGGGGAUGCGGAGGGAGGCCGCGGCCGCGCUCACAGAGGCGUUGUGCGACGAAGACAAGUGCGUCCGCGUCCUCGUCGUGCUACUCGAGGGACGUCGCCUCCCCCUCGCUCGUCCCUUGCGCCACGCGGAGCAGCGGCCAUGGCCGCCGGCCAAGCUCUCCGGCCACCGCUGUUCCCGCCGCGUCACGCGCCCGCAGCCUGGGCCAAGCCCACCACCAUCCUCGUCGUGCCAUGCCGCAUCCGGCGCGCCACUUUCCCUGCCCCUUCUGUCGCCCAAGUGCUGCGUCACCGGAGCUGUGCCACCGCUCACCACCGGCGCGCCACUGCAUGUCGCCUUCAGCUCACGCCGUCGUCCAUGUGCACAUCCACGUACCAUCCUUCAUGCCAUCGCCUUCAGCCCACGCUCUCGUACCAACCUUACAUGUUGCCACAGCGAGCACCGAGCAGAGAGCAGAGCUGCCAGCCGGGGGUACUGUAGCCAUGAGCAAUGCCCGCCAUCUGUUCGACAGAAAGUCUCAAAGGGGAUAAACUCACCAGCCCAAGGAAGAGGUGACUGUAUGCAAGACAAGCCGACCAACCAAACACGAACUUAUCCUAGCCAGACUCAGCAGCGCAGACAACCAAACAAACAGGUCCUGACUUGCUAGAGGCAGGCUUAGUUUUGCCAGCCAGACUCCCAUAAGAAACGAACCAAACACACCCAUAAUGGUCAGCUUCAAGAUGGUUCACGAGUACUGGUUAGAUGCUUGAGGCUGAAGCCGAAGUACUCCCCCCAGAGCCUUGUCCAAUACAUGGAGAUUAUUUCUAAACUUCGGCACCGUCAUUUGGUCAGCAUCCUUGGUCACUGCAUUGUCAGUGAUCAGGAGAAUCCUAAUAUUGCCAGCUCAGUAUACCUCAUCUCUGAAUGUGUAACAAAUGGAUCUUUAAGAAGUCACCUUACUGAGUGGAGGAAACGUGAAAUGCUCAAAUGGCCCCCAACGCGUUUCUGCUGCCAUUGGCAUUGCGAGAGGGGUUCAGUUUUUGCAUAAUGUGACCGCUCCUGGGAUCGUACAGAAUAAUCUCAACAUAGAACAUAUCCUUCUGGACAAGACCCUCACAUCGAAGAUCAGCGACUUCAGUCUUCCAAUGAUUUCAACUAGCAAGAAUGGCAAAAUUUUCUCAGAGACCCCAUUUGCUGUCCAUGAAGAUAAUGAUAUUGGCAGUGCUCACAAUGCGGAACAAGGUGAUAAGCAAGACAUCUACCAGAUUGGCCUAAUUCUCCUGGAGGUGAUCACAGGCAAACCAACAGAAUCCCAAAGCCAACUGGAGUCACUGAAAGCUCAGCUAAGUGAGGCGCUGACUGAAGACCAAGAUAGGCUGAAAGACAUGGCAGACCCAGCGAUCCAUGGUACUUUUGCAGUGGACUCGCUGAGGACGGUUGCCGAGAUAGCCCUCAACUGCACGGCUAGUGACCCAAGCGACCGACCUUCCAUUGACGACGUACUCUGGAACCUGCAGUACUCCAUGCAAGUAACUUUGACUGCCCUGUUUGGUUCUCUGCGCUAAUGAGUGCUAGGAAACUUUGACCGCUAAUUACGGUGUUAAAUAAAGUCAGUUUACAAAACCAACUUCAGAACUCCUGCGCUAGGAACCCUGAAGAAUCUAAUGAGGCCUUUGACCGCGUAAUUAGAGGAUGGUUACUAUAGCAUCAAUGUAGCCAAUAAUCGAUUAAUUACCGUCAUUAGAUUCGUCGCGAAAAGUUAUAUCCAUCCCUAAAAAUAUUUUACAAAUAGAUUUCAUUUAGCACUCCAUGCAUGCGAGAUUCUUUUCUCGGCUUGUGUGCGCUAGGAGAACCAAACAGAGCCAGGAUGGGUGGGCGAGCAGCGAGAGCUUAGGCUUGAGCGUCAAAUCGCAGGCUUAGAUAAAGGCGCAGUGAUUUUGCUCCUAUACAAAUGAUAAGUAUGAAGCUCUAUGCACCAUCACGCUGCCUCUAGUUUUCCUUUUUCUUUGCGGAAGAGGGUCGUUGGUAUAUUCUCUACUGUAUAUAUAUGGGGACCUUACCUUUUUCAGGAUUUUUUUAUGGCACCUGUAAAACUCAGGCUCUAUUAAACAUCGACGCCAUGGGCUUAGAGUUCGUCCACUCACCAGCACGCCAUGAGCUUAAGACUUCGUCCACUCACCAGACAUGUGCUGGCAUUUUUGCAGCAGCACACAAGCAGUAGUUAUAUUGGGAAUUACAGGCUGAAUUCUUUGAAACAAACCCCUUACUAAGGUUAGCAAAAACUGAAAGAAAAAAAGAUUUUAACUCCAGACGUUUGGCUGCGCUUCUCCAAUCUUUUUGUAUAGCUUGAGCAUCAUGUAUAUAAAGGAUCUAGGUGAUGCCUAGAGGGGGGUGAAUAGGCGAACCUGUAAAAAACCUGAAAAAUUCUUCG
Panicum virgatum (switchgrass) is the source of this 3506-nucleotide messenger RNA. Its product is annotated as probable LRR receptor-like serine/threonine-protein kinase At1g14390. Bases 2221 to 2640 code for a protein of 139 amino acids. Gene Ontology annotation, cellular component: plasmodesma; plasma membrane. Lineage: Eukaryota; Viridiplantae; Streptophyta; Magnoliopsida; Poales; Poaceae. Gene Ontology annotation, biological process: protein autophosphorylation. Gene Ontology annotation, molecular function: transmembrane receptor protein tyrosine kinase activity. The record is from RefSeq and is a predicted model, not a curated record. The transcript is spliced from 5 exons.